This is a messenger RNA of Boeremia exigua, 1863 nucleotides long. RefSeq names its product nuclear matrix protein. Gene Ontology annotation, biological process: regulation of DNA-templated transcription elongation; mRNA export from nucleus. The coding region runs from base 1 to 1863 and encodes 620 amino acids. NCBI's taxonomy places the organism in Eukaryota, Fungi, Ascomycota, Dothideomycetes, Pleosporales, Didymellaceae. The transcript has 7 exons. The record is from RefSeq and is a predicted model, not a curated record. Gene Ontology annotation, cellular component: THO complex part of transcription export complex.
AUGGCUAUGCAGGUUGCGAAUGCGCCUCAAGGAAGUACCGCAGCACGACUGAAUGAGUUGCUGCAACGCGCGCGAAUCGUCAAGCCAAGCACUUCGAUCGAGCCACCGCUUCAAGUCUCGGAGCUAGUGCCUGAAGCCGGGCCUCUAUUCAGCGAUAUCAACGGCGAGAAAGAAAUCUUGUCAACAGCGCUGGAGAGUGCUGCAAAGGGGGUGUUUUACGCCAAUAUUGGGACGACCAAGAUCGAUGAGCCAGCGUUCGUGACAGUAUGGAACUUGCUCGACAUCCUGCAGUACUGUGGUGACAGAGAUAUUUGCUCAGCACAACUGGUGCUUUUACUCGUCGAAGAGCUACUGGACAGCCAGUCACUAGCACAAUGUCGAACAGUCUUCAGCUUCCUAGAGUCGCGAAGAGAGGCGAUCAUUGCGAUAAGCUCUCAAAACAAAUCCCUGGUCAUCCUUCGACUGUGCAAUGAGCUGUUGCGCCGAUUAUCUCGUGCUGAGGACCCAGUCUUCUGUGGACGUGUUUACAUCUUCAUGUUCCAAAGCUUUCCUCUUGGUGACAAGAGUUCGGUCAAUCUUCGCGGAAACUUCCAUGUAGAGAACGUGACAACAUUUGAGGAGUUUCUGAACGGAACAGAUGCGAAUGAAGACGCCAUGCAAGUCGACAGUGGCGCAGCCACCCCAGCAAUCAAGACAACAGCAGAACCAGAAGAACCAUCGGGCAAGCCUGCGAAUGUCCGCAGAGGCAAAGAAGAGCCGCUCAAGACACUAGAUAUCGACACGCUAUAUCCAGUAUUCUGGUCAUUACAGCACUCAUUCUCGAAUCCACCCAGACUAUUCGAAGAAAACAAUUUUAAAGAUUUCCGAAGUAGUCUGGAAGCGACACUCGCCAAAUUCAAGGAGGUGCCCAAGGUGAUACAAUCGGGAGAUGGCGAACGCAAGAAAGGACCAAAGCCCUCGUCGGGUGACAGCUAUGACGCAUUUGCGAACACAUUCAAUCCGAAGUACCUCACAAGCCGCGAUUUGUUCAAGCUCGAGCUAAGCGAUCUCGCUUUCCAGCGGCACAUCCUUGUCCAAGCCUUGAUUCUCAUCGAUUUCCUCUUGACAUUAACCGAGAAGGCAAAGAGCAAGCCACUUUAUCAAAAUGCGCAGAAGGCUAUGCAGUACAACUUCACAAUGCGUGAGCAAGACACCGAGUGGGCAUUGGGCACCAAAACGGCCAUUGCAAAUUACCUGCAGGAAGGCCCAGAUGGCAAAUUCUACUACCGCAUGGUGGAUACCGUGCUUUCCCGAGACAAGAACUGGGUAAGAUGGAAGAUGGAGAACUGCCAACCGUUCACUCGCAAGCGGGUCGGUACAGCAGAGUUUCUGUCUUCCAAGUCUGAUGCAGUACGUGCCGUAGCAAAGAAGAGGCCCAAUGAGCCCACAGGCGUGCCCAGCUCUCUGAAUUUCCUAUACAACACAGAAGCAGAGAACGGUCUGUCACAGCUGAGGCAACGCAAUCGAUUUGAAGCACCAAGUGCAGAAAGCUACGCGAAGAAGGUCAAGAUGAUCGACUUGGAUUUGGAGAUGGCUAACAGUGAUGCUGAGAAGCGCGAGCUAGAGGACAAGAAGUCGAGCUACAUCUGGAGAGGACUUCGCGCGGCAUCUCAAACACAGCUGAGCUUGUUCGACAAGAUGGAGCAUGGUAAAGGACUGGAGGCUCUCCAGCCGGCUCCUUCUCCAUAUGAAAUUGCAGGCGACAAUACCGCGCCCACUGCUACGGAAGACAGGGGUGCAGCUCCGCUAGGAGAACAGCAUAGCGUCGAGGAGCAGCGGGCCGAGCAACAAAGUCAAGUGACAGCAGAUACAGAGAUGAGGUAG